Dimorphilus gyrociliatus is the source of this 328-nucleotide messenger RNA. Lineage: Eukaryota; Metazoa; Annelida; Polychaeta; Dinophilidae. The record is from the annotation of a GenBank genome assembly.
GAUGAUAGAAGCUGACGCAGAUAAUGACGGAUUAUCUUAUGCUAUACUAUUAGAUAUUAACUCAUAUCUUACGGAAAAUGGUGCUCAAGGCUCAUGGCGCCUACUGGCCAAAUGCGGAAUAAACGAGGGUACACCUGUCAAAGACAAUGACGGUUCCUCAAACGACUCAGGUAGAGGAAGCGACGAAGGUGAUCAACGAACUAAACUUGGUGGCAAUCUACAAACUUUCCGCGAUUGGUACCCAUCUAAAUCAAAUCACGUUAUUUAUAAACGUGGUAAAGUUGAUGUUCAACUGGAAAGAGACGAUGUGCCAGAGUCUAACGUCUAG